Messenger RNA from Melitaea cinxia (Glanville fritillary), 2872 nucleotides. RefSeq names its product exocyst complex component 2 (gene Sec5). Lineage: Eukaryota; Metazoa; Arthropoda; Insecta; Lepidoptera; Nymphalidae. The transcript is spliced from 17 exons. The record is from RefSeq and is a predicted model, not a curated record. Gene Ontology annotation, cellular component: exocyst. The coding region runs from base 90 to 2711 and encodes 873 amino acids. Gene Ontology annotation, biological process: exocytosis; Golgi to plasma membrane transport.
UUUAUUGUUUAUGUUUAAAUAUUCGAUGCCCAUAAUUUUAAAGUAAGCAAUUUUUUUAUUAAUAAAGUAAAAACGUAUAUUGAGCCAUUAUGGGUCCACCACCUGUAGUUACUGGUAUUUCUCCAAAGGAAGGACCUCCUGGAACUAGAGUAACUAUAAGAGGGGAGUUUUUGGGUACCAGUGCUACGGACUUAAUCGGGUUGAAAAUCUGUGGGUGUGAAUGCCUACUGUCUGCAGAAUGGAAAAGUAAGAAUAAAAUUGUUGCGAGAUCUGGUCCCUGUAAGGGCCGUGGUGAUAUCAUUGUUACCACAAGAUCUGGUGGUGAAGGAACAUCAACUGUUCAGUUUAGAGGGUAUCACGAGUCUAUAGGACCUGUGAAGGAAAGUGCAGUAUGGGUAGAGGAAGCCGCUCCUCCUUCAUUACCUUGGGGUCGACGUCCAAUGUCUCCCACUGCCUAUACCCCUCCUGAUCCACUUGGCUUGUCAACUGAGGGGGAUGACUGCAAGUUCCCUGAAGAUGAACUAAAUGAACUAUUUCCAGAUGGUUCUGGAAAACUGUGUGAUGAAAAUUUCCAACCAGGCUGGUAUCUCUUGGAGCAUCAUAGUAAUACAUCAUUUGAAGAUUUAAAAGCUGGAAUGGUUUUCCUACAGAGAAAGGUGGAAGGUCAAAAAGAAGGGCAGUUGAGUUUCCUUAAAGCAAAUACAGGUGCAGUCAUGGAUCAAUUAGAUAGACUGGUUUUGUUGAAAAAUAUGUAUGAAGAUGAUCAGAGAAAGAAUGGCAAGGAGCCCCUGCCUAGCUUGCAAGCCGCUAUUGAAGAGUCAAUAUCCCUCGCCGAUUCAUUGUUUUCUGAGAUUCUGUCACGAAAAGAGAAUGCAGAUAAAACUCGAGAAGCACUGUCACUUCUCACGCGUCACAAGUUUCUCUUCCAACUACCUGCGUCGAUUGAUAAGAAUAUAAAGAAGAAGGAAUAUGAUUUGGUGGUCAAUGAUUACACGAGAGUGAAAAAUUUGUUUGGAAAUACUGAUGUUAAGCUAUUUCAAAAAAUACUCGGUGAAAUCGAUAAGAAGAUAGAAGAUUUAAAACAGAAUUUAUACACUAGAAUGAAAACUAUGCCUAUUAAUGUUCAAGAGCAGACCAAGUAUAUAAGGCUACUAAUUAGUUUGAAUUGGGAGGGUGACGCUGCUUGGACAGCAAUAAUUACACGGAAGGAAUACCUCAUGAAUUUAAUGAAUAAAGUGCGGGAUCACUUUAAACAAAAAGAGGAACAGGAGUCAGGGGAGAAAGGUAGACGAAAGGCGAAGGAGUCGAAGGAGGCGGAGAGCGAGGGCUCGUGGAGCGCGGGGCGCGGCGCGUGGUGCGCGGCGGCGAGCGGCGCGCUGGCGGCCGAGCUGCACGCGCUGUGGCCGCUCGCGCGCCGCUACUUCGCCGGCGAGCUGGCCGGCGCGCCUUCCGAGCCGCAGCGCCACGCCGACCUCAAGGAGAUGAUAACGGCGGCGGUGCAGCAGUUCUCGGAGCACACGCGCGCGUGCCUGCUGGCGGGCGGCGCGGCGCCGCCCUCGGACGCGCUCCGGGCGCGCCUGCUCGCCAACCUGCGCAGCUUGCGCGAGGCCUACGAGUCGCUGAUCAAGCUUGAUUUGCCGUCGCAGCCUCUGAGCGUAGUCGAGAAAGUGAUAUUUGACUAUCGUGUCCAUGGCAUGACGGUGUUUCUGCAGCGCGCUCACAAGCGGGUGAAGGGUCUGGUGGACAAGGAGACUUGGAAGAUUCAAGAGUUCUCAGAUUAUGGAGCUGUCACUGAUCUGCCACAAUUACUGGAAACGCAUUUAACUGAUGCCCUCUCAUCGAUCCACAAAUGCGUGUACGCGACGGGCCGGCGGGAAACACCACUGUUUGCUGAAGGGAGCGAACCUCUGAACAUUCUACAGAAACAUACCCAGCAGAUCUUGCUUGCUUUCGUCAGCGUUCUACAAGAACUUGCCCUGCAGCAUGAUGACCAGGACUUCAACACGACGAGCCUGUCGGUGGCGCUGGACCAGCCGCUGGGCGAGCGCGAGGCGGGCGCGCGCUGGCAGCAGCGCCUGCUCAUCGCGGCCGCCAACGCGCAGUGCACGCGCCGCCGCACGCUGCCGCGCCUCGCCGCCGCCUUCGAGAGUUUCGAAUUCCCUAAACCCGUACUCGCUCUACAAACAACGAAAGACGCUCUUAGUAAUUUGGAGUCUAGUAUCGCUGAAACGUACUUGGAGCACAAGGGAGACCCACUUGUGGGCACGAUAGAGCCCAGCAUGUACAUGGGAAGGCACAAGAUCGACCCGGACGCGAUCGUCGACGACGCGAGGCCCUACGUGUAUGAGAUUAUAAAUAAUCUUAUAGCUGUUCACGCUGAGGUGGACAGUAUCUGCGGCUCGGCGUGCUCGCGCUACGUGCGCGACAUCAGCGAGACGGUGUGCGAGGAGGUGUCGCGCCUGGCCGCGUGCGCGCCCGCGCCGCCGCGCGCCGCCGCCUUCCGCGCGCGCCUGGAGACCAGCCUGCUGCGCCUCGCCUGCGCCGCGCACCUCACCAGGAAGGCCGAGAAUUACCUCGUCGAAACGUUAGCGAGCAUCCCACCUUUAGAAACGGAGGAAGAAAAACAACGUAUGGACAUGAUAAUACAGGAUUUUAAGAAGAGAAUGGAGCUUCAGCUGUCAUGUCUUAACUGCGAUAUAGAGACCAUUUAAAAUAAACAUCUUUAUUUGUUACGUUAUUUAUUUUUAUAUUUUAUUAAAAUCGUACUCCAGUAUUUAAUUCGUUAAUUUAUUUUAAAAAUGUAAACAUUAAAUAUAUUUAGAGAUAUAAGCUAUAAAAGACAUUGUAUUGAAAUAAAAUUAUAUUAAUACUA